This is a messenger RNA of Pomacea canaliculata, 3010 nucleotides long. Its product is annotated as tetraspanin-7-like. Lineage: Eukaryota; Metazoa; Mollusca; Gastropoda; Architaenioglossa; Ampullariidae. The transcript is spliced from 2 exons. Bases 262 to 1260 code for a protein of 332 amino acids. Gene Ontology annotation, cellular component: membrane. The record is from RefSeq and is a predicted model, not a curated record.
CGGAUUGUGGUGACUCGGAGGACAGCAGUCCCAGGCUGAGGUUAAACACGUUGUAAAAGUCUUAACAGACGAAACUACAGCUUCACCAACUGCAGGUUGCUGUACCGAACGCACCAAUCCCUCCACUCGAUGGAACGGGCCACCCAAUGCAGGGACGCCAAUCAAUGGACUGACGAGAACCUGACACGGCGUGGCGUUUGCAAGACUGACGGGGUGGAUCCACCCGCUGGAAUUAUCGACUGCAGACAUCUGUGACUUUUAAUGACAGCCUCCCCUGUCGUCUGUCGUUCUUUAGUUAUCUCUCUUCGGAAAAUAAAGAUGGAGAGCUCCGACACAGAGAUUCAGCAGGAGCACGAAGAACCGUCCGAGGACGCCGCUAGCCCACGUCGUCGGCAGAAGACGGCGCGAGUGGUCCAGCGGUCCAAGACGUUGCUGGUGCUCCUGGACUUUGUUCUCGUCAUCUCGGCCGCCGUUGUCAUCGCCGUGGGCGCGUACGUGCAAGUGAGCCUGCGGCAGUACUGUACGUUCUGCUGGGACGACGACAUCUGGACUAGCGUCGGCCUCGUCUUCGGGGGGAUAGUCGUCUUCCUCGUCGCAUUCCUCAGCUUCGUGGGCAGUGUCAAGGGCAACCUGCGGGCUCUAGUCACCUGCGUGCUGAUGAUGGGCGUGGUGGUGCCCUUGCUGGCAGCGGGAGGCAUCGCAUGGUUUCUCCAUGGAGACGAGCUUGAAGAGCAGGUGGCGCGUGGUGCUCUGAACUCCCUGCUGAACGUGGAAGGCGACUACGAUACAUCCUCGGAUGUGGGCAACUCCGCCACGCGCACCUUCGACGCGCUCCAGCGAACCUUCAAGUGCUGCGGCGUCUACAACUACACCGAGUGGGACACCUACGACCUGCCGCAGAUCUACCCGGUCUCUUGCUGCAAGCACGGGGCAGCAGGAGGUCAAGACCGUGGACUGACGGUUUCGUGCACUAUCAACACCGCCCCUUGCGGGCCACCUUUCACCAGCUGGGUCAAGGACAAGAUGUCGGUGGUGGGCAUCGUGGCUGGUGUCGCCGUGGCCUUGAUUCCAGUUGUAAUCUUGGCGGGGCGCUGGCUUUCUUCCUCAUCUGUGCCUUGUGCGGCGAGAAGACGGAGCCAGAGCAGACGCCCAUCUGUGAAGACGUGGACGAUUCUCCGAUCGAGAUCACCAUCGAGUUUGGACGCCAUCGCCACCCCUGACUUUAAGUGUAAAAGCAGAGAAAGGACAUUUUCCUGUUAAGGAUUUCAGAACUCGUCAGCCUUACUCUUGAAUCAACUCGUCAGCAAUACAUCCUACCCAUGGGUUGACUAGUAAUAGCAGACUCAUAUGAGUAGGGUUGUUUUUCAAACUAAACCGUCUUUUAUAUAUUUUGUUUGUUGAAUCUCGAGGACUGACUGAGUCCAUCAGUAUCACUACAGUCUUUCAGUUACUCCAUCUUAUAACUCCAGCUAGCUUUAAAUAGCCUUGUCUUCCAUAUGUACAACCUUAAUAAUCUAUAUACAGUAUUAAUUUUUUGGUAAAAUGCUUUCUGUGAAAUAGAAUGCAGUUUUUUUUAAAUCAUUUUUAUUGCCAUUGACCCUAAUUUUCAUCGUUUGUUUCGCCACUUUCAUAUAUUCUGUCACAUAAAAGGAUGGCUGGGAAUAUACCCGGUUAGCAUGCAGCAUUAUCCGUUUGUUUACAGAAUGCAGAUCAGUACAAACAACAGAAUUAAUAGCCAGUGAAUCAGUAUUUUUUUCUUUUAGUCAUUUUCAUAACUGACCAUUUUUGUUUCGUAUCACUGUUGGAGUACAUGUGAACACGAUUUUGUGUAGCUCUGUAGAUGAAACGCAUCUUGUGUUGUGUAACAAUAUCCUUUUUAUGUGUUGAUAAAAAAUGAAAUUUUACUUUGUCCGGCCAGUAGAAUUUUUGGCACAGAAGCAGUUAUUACUUCUUGCGAAUAAUGAAUACAUUUAGGGCUCAACGUGCACUUACCUCCGAUCAUGCCAGCUUGCGAGAUCCACCCUUGUCCACCAUUAAAGGCUUAGUUUUGCAAGCAUGAAGGCCACACUUCCGAACCUGUCUAUAUUUGUAAUGAAGUUUUGUGGGGCACCUUGUGUAUUAGUUCACAUGUUGGUAUGUUUCACACCAAGAUAUAUCAGAAGCAGCAGGAUAUCAUCCCUCUCUCCUACCCCUACCUUUUAUUACAUACCAUUGUCAUCUAACGACCUCACGUAUUUAAAAAAAUUAUUUUUACAUUAUUAAGUCAUCUUGUUUAAUGAAAGUUUGAUGUUGUAUGUGAUGGAUGUGUGUUCAGUCAUAUUUGAUGUGCACAAUGAAUAUGUAAUCCUGUAAUCUUAUAAUCCUGACAUCUUGUUUGUAAUCAUGUAAUCCUGAGAUCUGAUAUAAUAAUCUUGUAAUUAUGAACAUGUUACUUCCCUUUAUUAUCGAUACGCAGCAUUGCUAGAUAACAGAUUCACAUAAUACCAUCGAUCAUUUGUUUCUGUGUCUGGAAACACACAAAGUCCUCCAUUUGUGGCAAUGAAUGAGCCACUCACAGAUGACUUAGAGGCCCCGCCAUUAGCAGAACAGAAGGUUAGGAACAUCGAUCUUUCUCUCCAUGAGUAGCACCAGGGUGUGCGACACCGGCACCAGAAGCUGAAAUCAAUAGCAGGAAAUCAUCUUCUUUCUUCUGGCACUUGACUUUUUUAUUUUGAUAUUGCUUCAGCGAACGUGGCCCACGCAAAACACAAGCUUGGGGUCUGAAUCCCAACCUUGCCUCUCCUGUACUUCCAAAAGUCAUUUAUCAUUUGUCAACUGUUUAUCUUAUCUCGAUGUCAAGAAAUGAGUUUAUAUCUUUUCUAGAAUCCUGUUCUCUGAGUCCUCUCAUUUUUUAUGUUUAAAUUUGUGUACAAACACUCGUUGUAAAACAUGUUGAAGUACAUGGCUUGCCGUUUAUGAGUAAUGAAGUUGGUAUCAACAAUCCAUCCGUGUCUUGACAUUAAAGAAAUCG